Molecule: messenger RNA, 1971 nt
Organism: Ostrea edulis (European flat oyster)
Lineage: Eukaryota; Metazoa; Mollusca; Bivalvia; Ostreida; Ostreidae
Product: dual specificity protein phosphatase 4-like
Exons: 4
Coding region: 304-1452 (382 amino acids)
Biological process (GO): protein dephosphorylation; negative regulation of MAPK cascade
Cellular component (GO): nucleus; cytoplasm
Molecular function (GO): protein tyrosine/threonine phosphatase activity; MAP kinase tyrosine/serine/threonine phosphatase activity
Source: RefSeq, a predicted model, not a curated record
UGGUUAGGGGGCGGGGCUUAUGCACAUCGUGUUCUCAUGCUCCAUCUUCAAAAUAUACCAUUUCUGACAAAAAAGUAAAAUAUCAAAUGAGGUCUUCCUUUCAAAUUGUGUUGAAAUGAAUCUAUCAAUGUAGAUAUGUUCCAGAAAUGACCAGAAUUUUAACUAUCUGUAUCAGGAUUAUAUGGUGACCGCGUAUUCUUACUCUUCUUUACGAUUGACCUAGAUGAAUAUGAUUGGUUCAAUGUCUAGCUAAGCGGAUAAAUAUAUCACUACGCGCAGUCAAGGUUUUACUAUCAUUUAUGAAUGGAAUGUUCAAUAGUACGCACCAGAACAGAAACCGCAAAAACAACAAUGGAAACAAUAUCUAUCUGCGAUUUUCAACAGAUGUUAGUUGAAAACAAUUUCAACAAUACUUCAAGUCUUUUGAUCCUGGACUCGCGACCGUAUAUUUCUUACAACGAUGGACAUAUUGUCGGUGCGAAUAACAUGUACUGUCCUCCUAUCUCGAGAAGGAGGUAUGCAAAUGGGGGGAAACUUCGUCUGGAGAAGCUUUUAGACAGUGAAACAAGACAGAAACUAAUGGCAGGUGGUUUUUCGUACAUCGUUAUUUACGGAGAGAACGAAGAGGAACUCUUUCUUUCAGACAGCAAUGUUAACAUUGUCUGGCAUUCAAUAAAGCAGCUAGGAUACAGGGGGAAAUGCCAGCUUUUGAAAGGCGGAUAUGCCCAGUUUGAGCAGAAACAUCCCGGACUGUGUACAACGGUUGAAGAAAAGUCGAUGUUCUGCUAUCCCCCCGAACUCACCGCCCAAGAGAAAUCCCAAAGGCACGCUCUCUUCAGAACUAAUUCCACUCUGUCUGAACCAGUGGAGGUUUUUCCUCAUCUUUUCCUCGGGAAUGCCCUGACCGCCUCCAGUAUGUCAGACCUCCAGCGACUAGGAGUCACAGCCAUAUUAAACGUCUCAUCCACGUGUAAAAACCAUUUCACGACCCAAUUUGUCUACAAAAACAUUCCCGUGGACGACAACCACAUGACACAACUGUCGGAGUGGUUUUCAGAUGCUAUAUCUUUCAUCGAUGAAGUGAAAGGUGCGGGUGGGAAAACUCUCGUUCAUUGUCAUGCCGGAGUCAGUCGUUCUGCCACCAUCUGCAUUGCUUACGUCAUGUACAGCCGAAACAUAUCAUUGGAUGCAGCUUUCGAAUUCGUCAAAUCCCGUCGGAGUGAGAUUUCACCCAACGCAGGGUUUAUGCACCAACUACUAGAAUUCGAAAAAGAGUUGGAGCAGAAGAACCGCCACAUUUCCCCGCUAACCCCACCUAGUUCUCCACCUUGUCGAUUCUUCUCCGUUUCUUCCAGCUUUUGUAGCUCUAUGGACACGAGUGUUUCCUCGCCCUUCACGACACCAUUUUCGUCGCCAACGGCUCUUUCUAGUCCCAUGGUAGCCUUUACGUGAGAGGGCGAGUCCGAAAAUCUUGGGGGACCUAUGAUACACUACCUCAGUGGAGGUUGGAAACGAGGCUCGGGUCACCAGGCAAGUCUUGGAUCUUAUCGACUGUUUGCCAGCAAUUUGCGUUGGCAAACCAUCGCGUUUGCCGAUACGCAUUUGCAUCUAGUAGCAGUUGGCAAUUUUAUACCUGAAUACAUUGUGUAAACGGUUAUGAAGACGGGCAUGAACCGGCCAGCUUUGAGGAAGAACUAUUUGAUUUUGUCUCAAGACAAUCGAACUUUCCCUGCGUGUUUUGCAGCAAAUGUGUACAUUGUACCUGCAUAUUGUAUGACGUAAUAUUUCUUUUUUAAUUUCAUGUGUAUAAUACGAUAUUUGAAUGUUCUCGGUUCAGCGGUGUUUCUCGCUGUUUCAGUUUGUAGUAACUGUUAUAUGCAUAUCCAUACCAAAAAAAAUGUCUCUUGAAAUAUGCUACUGUGAUAAAGAAGAUAUUGUUAUGAAAUACAUGCAUAAAAUCAUUGAACGAAA